CAGUGUCCUCGCCACAAGGCCUCGUUGCUGCAUAUAUACAUCCAUCCCGGCAAGCUUCUGCAGGAGUUCCGUCUCUUCCUCCGUCGCAGGCAUGAGGGUUCUGGUCGCCUUACUUGUGGCCGUCGUGGCGGCAACGACAGGAGGCGAAGCUGGAUCCUCGGCCAGCACAGUGCAGCCCUACUACCAGUCUCCUUACUCCUCGGCUCACGGCUACACUCCCGCCUAUCCUAACAGUCAAGGUUACGGCUAUAACUACCCAUAUGACACCGGCUCUGGCUACGGCCUUGGCUACCCUCACGUCUCCGGCUCUGGAUAUACUCCUAGCUCCUACGGAUAUCCUGUUUACAACUAUGGGUAUCCUCACGGUUAUUACGGCUACCCCAAUGACUACAGUUCCAGCCAUUAUCCGAGCUACGUCAACGGCUACCGCUGUGUGCUCUCCAAUGACUACGGCUAUGGCUACGGCUCCUCCAGCGGCUAUAGGUACAAAUGUGACUACCCGAGCGUCGGCUACUCGUAUGUGAGGCAGAGUAGAGGGAAGAGGGAAGCCCAGCCGAGUAGCUACACGACCCCCACAAAAUCCUAUCCCUACUACUAUCCCUACGGCUAUUCCUACUCCUACCGCCGAGACUACAAUUACCGUUAUCCCUACGGCUACGGUUACAACAUCACAUACCCUUAUCACUAUACCAAGGGUUACAGGUACCCCUCCAACUACGGGUACCCCUCCAACUACGGGUACACCUACAAGAACCGGUACCCCUACGGUCACGGAUAUAACAGUUACCCUUAUGGUUACAACUACGGUUAUGGCUAUCCCUAUGCUUACCCUUAUAGUAGUUACGGUUACGGUUAUGGCUAUCCGCAACAAAAACGCACCUAUGGUUAUGGAUACAAGCACACUGUGACCAAAAGAGAAGCAGAACCUAUAUCCUUCCUCCUUAAAGGGUAUCCGAAUCCAUAUUAUAGUAAGCAAAACUGAUUCUUCCCCCGGUAUCGUCACUACUACACCCCUGCCUACCCUCGCCUCGCCUCUGGGUAUGGGUACUGCACGCCAAUAGGGUAGCGGGCCGUAGCCACCUGAAGUUUUGGUAAUGAGUGCAGUACGAUAGUUUAGGUAAAGGUGUGUAUUGAGUCUUGGGCCCACGUGAUGUUAUGGUACGAUAAUGUCCGAAAAUACGAUAAUGAGCUGAGUUAGAAAGUAUAGCAAAUGAAAGAGUAUAGAUAAGAUGUACAAGAGUAAUAAAAAAUGUAUGAAAAAGUUUA
Molecule: messenger RNA, 1266 nt
Organism: Eriocheir sinensis (Chinese mitten crab)
Lineage: Eukaryota; Metazoa; Arthropoda; Malacostraca; Decapoda; Varunidae
Product: prisilkin-39-like
Exons: 2
Coding region: 92-982 (296 amino acids)
Source: RefSeq, a predicted model, not a curated record